Messenger RNA from Doryrhamphus excisus (bluestripe pipefish), 2055 nucleotides. Its product is annotated as poly(U)-binding-splicing factor PUF60. Gene Ontology annotation, cellular component: precatalytic spliceosome; catalytic step 2 spliceosome. Gene Ontology annotation, biological process: alternative mRNA splicing, via spliceosome; regulation of alternative mRNA splicing, via spliceosome; mRNA splice site recognition. The record is from RefSeq and is a predicted model, not a curated record. Gene Ontology annotation, molecular function: RNA binding. Lineage: Eukaryota; Metazoa; Chordata; Actinopteri; Syngnathiformes; Syngnathidae.
UCUCGCGAUCGUUACAGAGCGAGGGCCUCUCCAAGGAGGAGGUGUACUUCAUGGCGGUUACGGAGACUGCGAAUUUGUUGAAUUGUUAAAGCUUCCCCAUCAUCCUCCCCUCGGGGGCUUUCCUUCCUCAAGUGUGGUGGAUCCAACGAUUAGCAGGUUUGGUAGGGAGGUGAAAUAAUGACGAUGGAGAAUGGACAGGGCACAGGCUCCAAGCUUGGCCUGCCGCCACUCACCCCAGAGCAGCAGGAGGCGCUGCAGAGGGCAAAGAAGUAUGCCAUGGAACAGAGCAUUAAGAGUGUAUUGGUGAAGCAGACCAUUGCCCAUCAGCAACAGCAGCUCACCAAUCUGCAGAUGGCAGCAGUGACUAUGGGCUUUGGAGAUCCUCUCUCACCUUUACAAUCGGUGGCAGCUCAGCGGCAACGUGCUCUAGCCAUCAUGUGUCGAGUGUAUGUGGGCUCCAUUUACUAUGAGCUUGGCGAGGACACCAUCAGACAGGCCUUUGCUCCCUUUGGCCCGAUCAAGAGCAUUGACAUGUCUUGGGAUUCUGUAACAAUGAAGCACAAGGGCUUUGCCUUUGUGGAGUAUGACGUGCCAGAAGCUGCUCAGCUGGCUCUCGAGCAGAUGAACUCCGUCAUGUUGGGUGGGCGAAACAUUAAGGUUGGACGGCCAAGUAACAUCGGUCAGGCGCAACCCAUCAUUGACCAGCUGGCAGAGGAAGCGCGCGCUUUUAACCGCAUCUACGUGGCCUCGGUUCACCCCGACCUGUCUGAUGAUGACAUCAAAAGUGUAUUUGAGGCUUUUGGAAGGAUCAAAUCUUGUACGUUAGCCAGAGACCCCACCUCAGGACGACACAGGGGCUUUGGCUUCAUUGAGUACGAAAAGCCACAGUCGGCCGUCGAUGCGGUGUCUUCUAUGAACCUCUUUGACCUCGGGGGUCAAUACCUUCGGGUGGGCAAAGCGGUGACCCCUCCGAUGCCCCUACUAACCCCCACGACCCCUGGUGGUCUGCCUCCUGCAGCGGCUGUGGCUGCCGCGGCGGCCACUGCCAAGAUAACGGCCCAGGCAAGUAUGAAUCCCUUCCAAAGGGAUUUAAUGGCCUUCCAGGAGGCCGUAGCUGGCGCGUCAGUCCUGGGGGCGUUAGCGGCUCCUCAGCUUCUUAGUCAGCAAAUGGGAAUUCCGCAGGCUGUUAUGGCUGCACAGGCACCCGGGGUCAUCACAGGUGUGACCCCGGUGCGUCCCCCAAUAACAGUGCUUCCCCAGGUGGGCUUGGUGAACCCCGUGCUUGCCUCGCCUCCAGUCCUGUCCAGUCAAGCCGGGGCGGCCAGCCUACAAGAAAAGAAGGAGGAGAAAGAGGAGAUGCUCCAGGACGGCACAGGACAGGAGAUGCUGAGCGAUCAAGAGCACAUGAGCAUCUCGGGCAGCAGUGCCAGACACAUGGUCAUGCAGAAGCUGCUUAGAAAAUCAGAGUCCACAGUAAUGGUUCUUCGAAAUAUGGUCGGACCGGAGGACAUAGACGAUGACCUGGAAGGCGAGGUGACGGAAGAGUGUGGCAAGUUCGGCUCCGUCAACAGAGUCAUCAUCUACCAGGAAAAGCAAGGAGAAGAGGAGGAUGCCGACAUCAUCGUCAAGAUCUUUGUAGAGUUCUCCAUGGCGUCCGAGAUGAACAAAGCUAUUCAAGCCCUCAACGACCGAUGGUUCGGCGGUCGCAAAGUGGUGGCCGAAGUGUACGACCAAGACCGCUUCAACAGCAGCGAUCUCUCCGCAUGAAGUGUCCGCAGUGCCCUCCAUUCCUGUUGCCCAUCCGACUCACUGCAGCUCCUGACUGCAUCUUUGUAAUUAUUUUUUUUAUAUAGCUGUUAACAAUUCAAUAACUCGUUUGGGAUCACCGAAAAACAUUUGCAUUGUGACCUGUGAAGACUCCGAUUUGGUGCAAGCUCCACAUUUUUGUAAUAAAACAUUAGUUUUGUUUUUUUGCUUUUGCUCAUUUACAUUUGUUGCCGGACCUUGUAAACACUGUUUCUUUCUACAAUUAAAGGUUAUUUGUCCACAAAAAUA